UUCCACCCUGCUUCCAUCCAUCCUUCCAUCCAAACCCUACAAAAAUGUGGACUUUUAGGUUGGUAUACAUGUAAAGUCAUGUCAUGUUCGAUGUUGUAGAUGUUAGUGUGUGGCAGCCAGGUGGCAGCACUGCCUGAAUGUAUCUCAAAGAUCUCUCGAAUCACUCGAAUGAAUAAUAUGAAUAUCGAUAUUUGAUACCGUAUCAUCUCUACUUGGUCUGUGUUUGAUACUCUCGUUGCUCGGAACUCUCGGCUCGAGUAGUCGAGUUGUCUUUCUUAAUUUUUUGUUUUUUUGGUUGUUUUGACUUUUGACAGCUAAGGCAGAGUUUACGUUUUCUAAAAUAGUAUUAAUUAAAUAGCUCUUACAUGAAUCUGUUGCGAAAGUUAACAUUAUUCUGCAUUAACGAUAACAAGCUUACAUAUUUUACCUAGAGCCAUAUCUAUAGAUAUUUGAAAUGGAUGAGCAACCAGCGAAGAGGAUUCUCUUCGACAAAUCUACACUUUUCAAUCUGAAGGCAGAAGUUUUAAAGAAGCAGGAAGAGAUUAAGAAUAAGAAACGUUUGCCGGAAUACAAGAUAGAGAACUUUAAACCACCACCAGCAAAGUCUAGUGAGAAUGAUUGCAAAACCAAGGAAAAAACCAAGAAAACCUUUAAAGACAGUCUCCGGGCUGUGGACAUUGAAGAAGUAGAAGCUAUCAAGAAGGCUAAGGCAGUAUUGGAAAAAAAAGCAGAGCUAUAUGAACAUCUUUCAAACCCUAUGGGAGAAUCUCAAAUGGCUGGUCGUUUUCUUGUGGACUUUGGAAAGAGGAGGGAUAUUGAAAGUGAUAAAAUAAGAAAGUGUAAUAGCGAAAAGAAGCCUGAACCUCCUCUUCCUAUAGUUCUGGAUAAUAGUUGCACUAUGGAGAAUUCAAGCGAUGAAGAUGAAUGGACAGAAUAUGUUGAUUGCCUGGGUCGAACUCGGACCUGCCCUAAAACCGAUUUACAAUACCUUUUGGAAAAAGAUAAGAAUCUAAAAAAGGAAAUUUUUGAAGAAGAAGAGGAUGUACACCAACCGAGUACAAGUAAAGAGGAGAUUUCUGAAAAGCCUUUCCUGGUGCAAAAGACGAAUGAUUAUUUAAAAUCACUUCGAGAGAAAUGGGAAGAAAAAGAAAGGGAAAUAUUGGCCAAGAAUUAUGAAGACAUACAUUACCAAGACCUUCUUUUUGAUGAGGCCCGUAUGCAUGGCGUGGGUUACUUCUCAUUCAGCACGGAUGCGGCAGAGCGUCAGAGACAAAUGGACGAGCUGAUGAAACGCCGCGAGGAGACCUUGCGGGAACAGGCGGCUAUGGAAGAGAAGACGAAGCAACGUGACGAGAUGCUCGCCGCUAGAGUGAAAGCAGCCCGUAUGCGUCAGCGGAUCCGCGCCGGACUGCCACCAGAUGAUGCUAAACUACAGUACAAGGAACUUAUAAUAGAUGCUCUAAAUCAGAUUAAGGCCGACCAGGAUAAAAGAGCGAAGGAGAAGGAACAACAAAUAAAAGAAGAAUUAGAAAAAGAGAGACAGAAGUUACGUGAGGCUCAUGUUCGCGAAUGGGAUCGCGGCAAGGAUGGCGUGGAUGAAAAAGUAAAGAAGUUUAAAGAAAUGACCCAAGAAGAGUAUGUAGAACAACAAAGAUCUAAAAGAAUAGAUGAAUUUGCACCUCUGCCGACAACGUCAAGUAGUAACACGGAUUCUACAAUGAAUGACAAGGUCAGAUUAAUACCGAAGAAAACUCCAGUAUGUACCAAGACAUGGUCAGAUGUACUCCCAAAACCGAAAACUCCCCCUCCUCCUGUUAUUUGCGACUUUACAAGUGAUACAGAAAAUAAAAAGGGUCUUUACUUUUCUACUUUCAAAAAAUCACAACAUAAUAUACAAUAUAAAAACUUUGUUAAAGCGCAAGAGCCAACAGCUAUAAUUAAUGAAUUGAGUGACGGGGAAUCUGAUGGUGAAAGUAAAUCAGAAAAGAGGCAAUUGGAAUCUGAUCACGCAGAAAUACCUCCUCCUCCAACUUACGAGUAUUAUGGUCCGCAGGCCAAAAAAGCGAAGUCCCACAAGCCUUUUGAGUCCGACAUCAGGGAAGCUUUUGCCCAAGGAACUAAAAAUUUAGAACCCAAAGCUAGUAAUCGUCGCCUGCCACAGCAGUAUGAUUUUUCGUUAGGAUAAGAUAAAAUUAUACUAAACCGUAAUACUAAAUUGUUAGUAAAAUGGCAAACCUCACCAGCCAAUGGAAUCUGAUUUGAACGAUACUCACCUCUGAUGAGGCAUCAAGAACAACUAAUAAUAAUAAUACAAAACAUUGUUGCACACAUAUUUAUACGAAAACAUAUACUAAGGUGGGCAAAGGCGGCCUUAUAGUUAAAAUCAAUCUCUUCCAGACAACCUUCGACACAUGAAUAGAUUGCAGCAUAGUGGGCAAAUACACGCAUAUAGACAUAGAUAAGUUUUAUCAUCAUCAUCAACAGCCCAUUAACGUCCCCACUGCUGGGGCACGGGCCUUCCCUAUGGAUGGAUAGGGAGACAUUAUUUAUAAAAAAAUAUGUAUGAUGAGAUAAUGUAUAAAAAUAAGUAAAUAUACAUUUAUACAAAUAAUAUACUGAAUAAUAAAGUAACGGUAAUAAAUGGAAACUAUUACAGAAGUAUGAUUUUUAUUUAGAGUAAGGUACAAUAUACCAAAAGCGCCGUACCAAAAACGCUAUCAGGUAGGUCCGUCCCUCUUCUUUUCCGUGGAUAAGAAAAUGACAGACAUAACUUAAGGUGAUUCGUUUUCCAUACAAAAGUUGAUGCAGUGCUACAGGAAAACGGAUAGAGGAAUAUUGUUAUAAAACCGAUAAAUAGUAAUAUUUUGGUGUAUUAUUUUCGCAAACUAACAAAAAUUUAGGGUCCGAAUACGAGAAGUACCAUAUUUCAGACCCUCAAUUUUGAUCAAUUCUACAUUUGUAGUGGUGCAGAUUACAGUGUAUUUGCUGAGCGUGUAGAGGUGUCAAUGUUAGUUUGUGUGCGUGAUAGUUUUUUUUUUUCUAAAGGCUUUGACUACUUGACAAGUGUAAUAGAAUGUCAGUGACAAUUUAUAAAGAGAUUUUGUAUGAAGAGAAUAAAUAUAAAUAAAAAAUAAAAAUACUACAAUCUGAGAAAAGGAAUAUUGGAAAAAUAUUUUUGUAAUAACGUAUCUUAUUUAAACAUUUUUAAAUAAUGGGUAAAUACCGUGUUUUAAAAGAGGACAUAUAUUAUAAAAAAAAAUCAAUACAUAAAAUGAAAUGGCUGUAUGGGCAUAGUUCCCUUUGCCUUAUCCUUCGGGGAAAACCAAAUCAAAAAAGAAGUUGUUGCAUUUGCCGGCCUAAAUAGUAGUCAUUUAUAAUUAAUUGUUUUUCCAUCCAACAUACAGAUUUAUUUAUAUUCUCUUUGCCGCGGACUUUUUGGUGGGACCGGGAACGGGAAGGUUGCUUUCUUCAUUGAAUAAUCUAAAUAAUCAAUACGAAGUGGUGUUUUGUGGUUAAUGAUCACAUUAGUCGGAAAACAUUCCCGAUAGUAUUAUUAAAUCGGAAUAUUCAAUAAACAAAGUGUACCUAUCUAUUUUCGCUUUGCGCCAACAAGCCGCUUACUUCGUUUGGGGUUCGGAGUAGGAGUCUGCUCCAAGGGUGGGGUGGGGGCUUAGGUUUCAUCAUUUCAUUAAUCAUCAUCAAGAAAAAAAAACACAAGACAUGGCUGUAUGUUCAUAGUUCCCUUUGCCUUGCCCUUUGGGAAAAAAAAUAAGAUAAAUUUUGAAAUUCUUAUGUAUAAGGCUUUUCGGCGGGAGACGGGAACGGGACAGUUGCUUUCUUCGUUGAGUAAUCUAAAUAAUUAAUACGAAGUGGUGUUUUGUGGUUAAUGAUCGCAUUAAGUUAGUCAGAAGACAUUCGCGAGUGUUAUUAUAUUGGAGUAUUCAAUGAACAAAGUGUAUCUGCCUAUUUUCGCUUCGUGCCGGGAAGCCGCUUCAUAACUCAAAAGUUUAUGCGGACUUUUGAGUUAAUUCGUUUGGGGUUCGGAGUAGGAGUCUACUCCGAGGGUGGGGGCUUAGGUUUCAUCAUCAUCAUCCAUCACCUUUCAUCAUUUCAUUAAUCAUCAAGAAAAAAAAUACGUAAGACAUGGCUGUAUGGGCAUAGUUCCCUUUGCCUUACCCUUCGGGGAAAACCAAACCAAAAAAAAAAAAAUUCUUAUGUAUAAUAAACAAACAGGCUUUUUGGCGGGAGGCGGGAACGGGACAGUUGCUUUCUUCAUUGAAUAAUCUAAAUAAUUAAUACGAAGUGGUGUUUUGUGGUUAAUGAUCGCAUUAAGUUAGUCGGAAGACAUUCGCGAGUGUUAUUAUAUUGGAGUAUUCAAUAAACAAAGUGUAUCUGCCUAUUUUCGCUUCGUGUCAGGAAGCCGCUUCAUAACUCAAAAGUUUAUGCGGACUUUUGAGUUAAUUCGUUUGGGGUUCGGAGUAGGAGUCUACUCCGAGGGUGGGGGCUUAGGUUUCAUCAUCAUCACCUUUCAUCAUUUCAUUAAUCAUCAAGAAAAAAAAUACGUCAGACAUGGCUGUAUGGGCAUAGUUCCCUUUGCCUUACCCUUCGGGGA
This is a messenger RNA of Pectinophora gossypiella (pink bollworm), 4612 nucleotides long. Its product is annotated as coiled-coil domain-containing protein 174. Lineage: Eukaryota; Metazoa; Arthropoda; Insecta; Lepidoptera; Gelechiidae. Gene Ontology annotation, cellular component: nucleus. The transcript is spliced from 7 exons. The record is from RefSeq and is a predicted model, not a curated record. The coding region runs from base 455 to 2185 and encodes 576 amino acids.